Molecule: messenger RNA, 2229 nt
Organism: Camelina sativa (false flax)
Lineage: Eukaryota; Viridiplantae; Streptophyta; Magnoliopsida; Brassicales; Brassicaceae
Source: RefSeq, a predicted model, not a curated record
UCUAUAAACGACCUCCGACUUUUUCAAUACAUCAAAAAUUUCAAUUCAACAAGCAUAGGAAAUUGCUAUGAUUCUCUGAGAAAUCAUCAGAAGAAAUCUUGGAGCAAACAAAGGGAGCACAAUCCCUAGUUUGGGGAUGAUGUUUCCGCGACUACGAUUGACGAAGGUCUUCUUCUCCCUGGUCCUCGCCGGGAAAUGGAUCGUCUUUGCCGACGGUAGCAGCGGUGGCGGCGCGAGAAACGGCUACUCCGGCGGAUUAUGGUCGUCGGCUAUUGCUCCUUCGAAUGUUGGUUUAGCUGUCGCAGUCACCGUCAUGGCCGGUCUGGCCGUGACUCUCACCGUCGUCUACUCUCGUAGAGGAAGCAUUGGAUCACCUUGGUCACUGAGGAGAAGAAAGCAUGUUCUUCAACCUGAACAGUGGAAUGCUUUCUUCACAGAGGAAGGGCGACUCAGUGAUGGAGGUGUCAAAUUUCUGAAGAAAGUUCGUAGUGGGGGUGUACAUCCAAGCAUCAGACCAGAGGUUUGGCCGUUUCUCCUUGGAGUGUAUGACCUAAACAGCACCAAGGAAGAAAGAGAUUCUAUUCGACAGCUGAAACAGACGGAAUAUGAAAACCUGCGGAGACAGUGUCGCGAGAUUCAUGAACGCAAUGAAAAUGGCUGCGACUCAGAGCAGACAGCUCAGAACAGUAAUACUGGAGACAGUCAAGUUCUUGAUUCCCAUGAUAUUGAGGAAGUCGAUAGUUCCACAAGAUCCGUCACCGUAGAGGAAUCAGAGAAGGUAAAUUCCGAAUCCAUUGGGCAGGAUGAGAACUGUGAAAAGAGUGAUGUCACCAUUGAAGAUGCUGCUGCUAAUGACUCAGACUCAACCAACCCUGAAGAAACCGAGACUUCACCUCUUCUAGCUAACGAAGAAGCAGAAAGCCACAAUACUGUUAACCAUGAAGAAGACAAUUUGUCUCCAUCAUCAAAGCCAAAAUCACAGGCUGCAGACGAGGAUUUCAUCACAACUAAUGACUCAGACUCAACCAACCCUGAAGACACCGAGACUUCACCUCUUCUAGCUAACGAAGAAGCAGAAAGCCACAAUACUGUUAACCAUGAAGAAGACAAUUUGUCUCCAUCAUCAAAGCCAAAAUCACAGGCUGCAGACGAGGAUUUCAUCACAACUAAUGACUCAGACUCAACCAACCCUGAAGACACCGAGACUUCACCUCUUCUAGCUAACGAAGAAGCAGAAAACAACAAUACUGUUAACCAAGAGAAAGACAAUUCGUCUCCAUCAUCAAAGCCAAAAUCACAGGCUGCAGACGAGGAUUUCAUCACAACAUGGCAGAGAAUUAUCCGCCUGGAUGCCGUGAGAGCAAAUGACGAAUGGGUGCCCUACUCACCGUCUCAAGCUGCUGUUUCUGAGACAAAAGCCCGGGGUAUAGCCAUACAGGUUGGUCUCAAUGACUACGACCACUUGGAACCCUGCCGGAUAUUCCAUGCAGCCCGCCUGGUCGGGAUCUUAGAAGCCUACGCAGUCUACGAUCCAGAAAUCGGUUACUGUCAAGGAAUGAGCGACUUACUAUCUCCUUUAAUCGCAGUGAUGGAAGAUGACGUCUUAGCAUUCUGGUGCUUUGUCGGGUUCAUGAGUAAAGCACGUCAUAAUUUCCGGCUGGACGAGGUUGGCAUCAGGCGACAACUCUCAAUGGUAUCGAAAAUCAUCAAAUUCAAAGACAUUCACUUGUACCGACACUUGGAGAACCUUGAAGCAGAAGACUGUUUCUUUGUAUACCGUAUGGUGGUUGUUCUUUUCAGAAGAGAACUAACAUUUGAGCAGACGCUGUGUCUCUGGGAAGUAAUGUGGGCAGAUCAAGCUGCGAUACGAACUGGGAUUGCGAAGGCUACAUGGGGGAGAAUCCGGUUACGAGCACCGCCUACAGAAGAUUUGUUGCUUUAUGCGAUAGCUGCGAGUGUAUUGCAGAGGAGAAAGACGAUCAUAGAGAAAUACAGUGGGAUGGAUGAGAUAAUGAAGGAAUGUAACAGCAUGGCUGGUCAUCUUGAUGUUUGGAAACUUCUAGACGAUGCUCAUGACUUAGUCGUCAAUCUUCACGACAAGAUCUAAGAAUUAUAUAUCUCACCCGUGUUCCGUCUCUUUUACUUGUUUGUUGCCCUCUUUGUUAUUGUUACAUAAAAUGUAAUAAAAACAACAUUGUCCAAAAACGCUUGAAAAUGUCUUCUUCAUUA